Messenger RNA from Penicillium waksmanii, 2475 nucleotides. Its product is annotated as putative ATP-dependent RNA helicase DBP6. Gene Ontology annotation, cellular component: nucleus. Bases 1 to 2475 code for a protein of 824 amino acids. The transcript has a single exon. The record is from RefSeq and is a predicted model, not a curated record. Lineage: Eukaryota; Fungi; Ascomycota; Eurotiomycetes; Eurotiales; Aspergillaceae. Gene Ontology annotation, molecular function: ATP binding; nucleic acid binding; RNA helicase activity.
AUGGCCGGAUCCAAGGUGACUGCCCCCAAGAUGUCGCCGACAGACAAUUCCUCUCAUAAACGCAAACGCGAUGAUCCCACUGCUUCCACCUCCACCUCUACCCCGACCAAGAAGCACAAAAAAGAGAAGAAGCGUGAUAGUCUAUCUGCUGGAGGCACUGAGAAGCAGAAGCGAAAGCUACUCAAGGAUUCUCUUCAGGGCGAUGAUCAUGAGAACUCGCCCCGGAAAGAGAGACUUGCCUCAUCGAAGCACACCCAAGAGACACCUGCGGACUCCGACAACACUAAAACAAGCAAGAAGCUGAAGGAUGGCAAACGCAAGAGCUCUCGGAAGGACGAUCAGACUGACGAUGAACCUAAAACUACGAAAUCAACACCCAAGGAAGACCAGGACUCGGAAGAAUCCAGUGACAACGACGCAGAGCGCAAGCCGUCCAAGAACAAACACGCGGGCAUCCUCUCCAAGUUUGAACGUACGAAAACCGUGUCCAGCAAAAAGGCAAAGAAGUCGAAGCCUGAGGUCGAAGAUAUCGAAGAGAAUGUCGUUGAGCCAGUCAUCGCAAAGGGCCUUGAGCCACUGCCACAACCCGAGAACCCACCGGAGCUCGAAGAGGCUCCUACCUACUCUUCCCUGCCUCCUUGGUUGGCGAACCCCCUACGAACAUCGACCGAUGAACGGGCCAAGUUCGCAGACCUCGGAAUCAAGCCAGAUCUUCUUCGCAUUCUCGACCAGAACAAUUACAGAGAGGCCUUCGCAGUUCAGUCCACCGUCAUCCCCCUCCUAUUGGACGGCGAUAACCACCAUCCUGGCGAUUUGUGUAUCUCAGCCGCCACGGGAUCCGGAAAGACCCUUUCCUACGUGCUUCCGCUCGUGACAUCCUUGAACCCGAGACCCGCAUCAAGACUUCGAGGCUUGAUUGUCGUCCCUACUCGAGAGCUAGUCAAGCAGGCUCGCGAGGCUUGUGAACUCUGCGCCUCUGGAUCGCGCCUUCACAUUGGCAGUGCAGUGGGAAAUGUGGCCAUUAAAGAGGAGCAAAAAUUUAUCAUGAGAACAGAUCAAGUCUACAACCCCGCGACUGUUGCACAAAGACAGGCGCCAGGCUUGCAAGACAAUGACUGGAUGGACUUUAGCCUUGAAGACUGUGUUACUGAAGCUGUUGAUUCGACAGGUUUCCUUCCGGGAUAUAUUCAGAGAUACGAGCCCAACGUUGAUAUUCUCAUUUGUACCCCCGGUCGUUUGGUCGAUCAUCUUCGCUACACCAAGGGAUUCACCCUCAAACAUCUUGAAUGGCUGGUGAUCGAUGAGGCCGAUCGGCUGCUGAACGAAAGUUUCCAGGAGUGGGUAGAUGUGGUGAUAGGUUCGUUGGAUGCGCGACAUGCACCGGAAACCUUUGGCCCGGGCGGAAAACUCUUGUCGGAGCUUGGUCUGCCGAUUGAGACAAAACCCCCGAGAAAGGUUGUUCUUAGCGCUACUAUGACCCGCGAUAUCACCAAGCUCAACUCUCUACGCCUUGACGACCCUAAGAUGGUUAUCAUUGGUGCUGAGAAUGCCAUCAACCCCGAAGAUCCUUUCGCUACGCACUCCGAUGCCAACUUCACACUGCCGUCGACUCUGCGAGAACGAAUGGUUGCCGUGGGCGAUGAAUCUCUCAAGCCGCUCUACCUCCUGCGUCUGCUACUAUCACACAUCGGCGUUGAAGUUGAUAGGAAGUCUAGUCUCACCUCCAAGGCCGCUGGCUCCGAUAGCACUAGCUCGGAUGAUACCUCCAGCGACGACGAAACCAGCUCGGAUGAAUCUUCAGAUGAUGACACAUCAUCCUCAGGGUCGGAUUCCGAGUCUGACUCCGAUUCUGCAAGUGACACUUCCAGCGAUGCUUCGAGCGACACUUCAUCGGAUGACUCUUCUGACUCUUCUGAAUCCGAGUCCGAGUCCGAAUCUAAGCUCAAAACUGUAUCCAAGACUGGCCCUCGACCCACUACUGUGCUCGUCUUCACCAAAUCUUCCGAAUCUGCGUCGCGACUUUCCCGUCUCAUCUCCCUGCUUCACCCGCAACUCGCCAGCCGCGUGGGAACCAUCAUCAAAUCCGACAAAUCGUCAGCAUCACGCAAGACUCUGGCAGCUUACCGCAAGGGCAAAAUCUCCGUCAUCGUGGCUACCGACCGUGCCUCUCGUGGUUUAGAUCUGCAAUCGCUGUCUCACGUUAUCAACUAUGAUGUUCCCAGCAGCAUCACAACCUAUGUGCACCGUGUCGGCCGUACCGCCCGCGCUGGAAAAGAAGGUUCUGCAUGGUCUCUGGUGGCUCACCGCGAAGGACGAUGGUUCGCAAACGAAAUUGCAGCCGGCGUGGACGGUCGCAUCAUACGUAACUCGCCCAUCGAUCGCGUCCAGGUGAAGACAAAUGACCUCAAGUCACUCCAGGAGAAAUAUCCCAAGGCCCUCGAGAAGCUGGAGCAGGAAGUCAAGGGUAGGAAAUGA